Molecule: messenger RNA, 3134 nt
Organism: Pseudoliparis swirei
Lineage: Eukaryota; Metazoa; Chordata; Actinopteri; Perciformes; Liparidae
Gene: armh3
Product: armadillo like helical domain containing 3
Exons: 26
Coding region: 95-2164 (689 amino acids)
Biological process (GO): regulation of Golgi organization
Cellular component (GO): cytosol
Source: RefSeq, a predicted model, not a curated record
CAGGAGGCUAAUGAUAGCAGUAUGCUAGCAGGGGCUAGUGUUAAGGAUUCAUGAACUAGAUUUGUAAUUGUAAUACUUUAACUGAGACUUAGUCAUGUCUCAGGUGGAGAAGAAGGCGGGGCUUCUGAGGAGGACGUCAUCCUCUAAGAAACCCUUAAAAGAGAAGGUGGUGCUGAUGUAUGAUGAGAUUUUUGCAAAAGAAGACCCAGCAAAAAACAACUCCCGCUUCUGGGAUGAGCUGUUUCUUAUGAAGGUGAACCAAGAGUACCUAGAGUCCAAGUUGGAGAGUGUAGAUGGGGAGGAGGUUCAGCGGAUCCAGGACAACAUCAACUCUCUGUUCCACCACUGUGUUCAGGCUCUGGGAGAAGAGCACCAGAUCAAAGUGGUCAACGCCCUGCAGACACUCUGUGCACUUUUCCGGGGGGUUCACCAGAAGAACAAGUCUGCAUCUGGCUUCGACAUCAUCAACAUGCUCAUGGGCUUUGACAAGGCUGAGCAAAGGAUGAAGGACUUGAUGGAGAGACUGGACAGCCUUCUUUGCGGAGAUAGCUCGGAGAGUCUGAAGAGCCUUUGUCUCAAGCUGCUGCUGUGUCUGGUGACGGUAACGGACAACAUUAGUCAGAACACCAUACUGGAAUAUGUGAUGAUCAACAGCAUCUUUGAAGCCAUUCUACAGAUUCUUUCAGAUGUGUCCAGCAGAGGGCAGCACGGGUAUGAUGCUGUGGUCCUCCUGGCUCUGCUGGUCAACUACAGGAAAUAUGAGUCGGUGAAUCCGUACAUUGUGAAGCUCUCCAUCGUGGACGACGAGCCAACACUAGAUGGAAUGGGUAUGGUUGUCCACCACGCGCUGACAGAGUACAACAGGCAGUACAAAGACAAAGAGGAGGAGAACCAGGGGGGGUUCUUCUCUACCCUCACCAGUAUGGUGGGCAGCAUGUUUAUAGCCGACGCCGACGAGAAACUCUCCGUACAGACCAAUGAGGCGAUUCUUCUAGCGCUCUACGAGGCGGUGCACCUAAACCGCAACUUCAUCACUGUAUUAGCACAGAGCCACCCUGAGAUGGACAUCCCAACCACACCUAUCAGCCCGACUACAACCGCACCUACGACACCACUGGGCACCACGCCGCCCUCCUUAGACAUGAUGAACAACCCAGAACUGACUUUGGAUCCCAACCUGCAGACGAGCAACCUCCUCAUCACCUUCCUAAAGUACGCCUCCAUUGUAAUGCAGGAUACUAAAGAUGUGCAUCGACUCAACAGUGCCAGACUGUGCCUAAUUAUCCUCACCUGCAUAGCCGAGGACCAGUACGCUGAUGCCUUUCUUCAUGACGACAACAUGAACUUCAGAGUCAAUCUCCACAGAAUGCCCAUGAGGCACAGAAAAAAAGCAGUGGACAAGAACAUCCCGUCACGCCCGCUGGUGUGUGCCGUUCUAGAUCUGAUGGUGGAGUUUAUAGUCACGCAUAUGAUGAAGGAUUUCCCCAUGGAUUUAUACUUGCGCUGUGUGCAGAUCAUCCACAAACUCCUGUGCUACCAGAAGAAGUGCAGAAUCCGGUUACACUACACCUGGAGAGAGCUCUGGUCAGCUCUCAUCAACCUGCUGAAGUUCCUCCUGUCAAAUGAGACGACGCUGCUGGCCAAGCACAACAUCUUCCACCUGGCCUUACUGGUCGUGAACCUGUUCAACAUGUUCAUCACAUACGGCGACACGUUCCUGCCCACCUCCAACAGCUACGACGAGCUGUACUAUGAAAUCGUACGAAUGCACCAGGUGUUCGACAACCUCUACUGUAUGGUUCUGAGAGUAUCAACCAACAUGGGCCAGUGGAAGGAGGCCGCCAGCAAAGUCACACAUGCCCUCGUCAAUGUUCGGGCCAUCGUCAAUCAUUUUAAUCCCAAGAUUGAGUCGUACGCCGCUGUGAACCACAUCUCCCAGCUGUCCGAAGAACAGGUGUUGGAGGUGGUUCAGUCCAACUAUGACACGCUGACGCUCAAACUGCAGGACGGACUGGACCAGUUUGAGAGAUACUCGGAGCAGCCCAAAGAGGCCGCUUUCUUCAAGGAGCUGGUGCGCUCCAUCAGUCUGAACGUGAGGAAGAACGUCUCCCUGAACACGCUGAGUCAGGACGUCCUGCUCAGAGAGUUUUCCACCAUCUCCUGAGAUGCACACGCUCGUCCAGCCUCCUCCUCCUCCUCCUCCUCCUCCUCCCUUCGUCAGAAAGACACACACAUUACACGUGUGUGUGUGUGCGCGUGUGGACACGAACACACACACAUUACACACACACACACACCGACAUGGCCGGUCCUCGAUUGUCUCGAUUCGUGCUCGGCGACGGACACCGAGGAGACGGACACACUGGAUGCGCUUCAAAGAAAGACCUGCACACUGUCUGGACUCGCUCUCUUUGUUGUUGUUGUUGUUGUUGAUAAUAUGUGUUUGUGUGUGUGGUCAUUUAAGGAAGGGCCCGCAGUGCACUGGGUCCCGGUGUGCGAGCCGCAGUAUUGACUGGACUGUUAACCGACUCGUGAACGUUUGGAUUGAAUUGAAAGUAUUUUUGGAUCCAGACGUUCGGCGAACUUUUCAGCCUCCGAUGAUGAUGAUGAUGAUGGUGAUGAUGAUGAUGUUUGAAGCAGCUGCCGCUGCCUUUAUUCACGAUUCAUCUCCACUUAUUAUUCCAGAAUGUUUUUAGGCUUUGAGCUGUAAACAUUGCGUCUGUGUCGGUGACCUUUAGCCUCUUUGAGUUUGAAUCUUACGGUAAAUCCUCUUUUUGAUCCGAGCACUAAUCGUUUCUUUGCGGCCGAAUGUUGUGCGAAUGUUAAAUGAAUUCUCUUCACGUUCAGAACAUUUAAAAGUAUUCACAUGUUUGCGAAGGGGUAGAACAUCUUGAGCUGUUAAUGCUCUGAAAUGAUAACAACAACCUUCUUGUUUAGCUUUUGAACAAAGCCAUGACGAAGACAUCCUCACCUAUCAACGCUCAUUCAGAACAAUUCUAAUUAUUAUUUUUUAAGUGGAAGCAGAUCUUAAUUAUGCAAUAUUCUUGUGACGGGUCUUAUGUCUCUCAUCUCUAACUCUUGUAGGUAUAUUUAAGUUUCUUUUUUAAAAUAAAGGUUGGUUCCCUAUUCCUCAA